GAGGAGGACGAUUUUAAAAGGUGCACAACAACAGCGCUCCACUUCCGGUCUCUUUAGGUAAUCAAAACAAACAUGGCGACUUCCAGACAGGUCGGCAGUUUGCUGGCUAGUUGGGCGAGACUUCUUCGUCCUGGACCACAGAGCCGUGGUUUUCAAUGGCUUUCACACGACACAGUAGUCAAGAGCAGAUGGCCUCAAAACCCCCACUGGUUUGUCCCUGGAAGGGGUAUGUUUGUGCAGACACAGGACACGCCAAACCCAAACAGCCUCAAGUUUCUGCCCGGACGUGUAAUUCUUGAAUCUGGGACUAUGAAUUUUGCUGGGCCACGUGAAGCUUACACAUCACCCUUAGCCAGACAGCUAUUUAGGAUUGAUGGCGUCAAGAGUGUCUUCCUGGGUCCCGACUUUAUCACCAUAACCAAGGCUGAUGAAAAUCUGGCAUGGAAGGUAAUCAAACCCGAUGUAUUCGCUGCCAUUAUGGACUUUUUCACCUCUGGGCUUCCUGUCGUCAAUGAAGAUGCCAAACCUAGUGAAGAUACUGCACCAUCUGAUGAGGAUGAUGAGGUAGUUGCAAUGAUCAAAGAACUUCUGGACACUCGAAUAAGACCCACUGUGCAGGAGGACGGGGGAGAUGUUGUGUAUCGAGGGUUUGACGAUGGUGUGGUUAAACUGAAGCUGCAGGGAUCCUGCACCAGUUGUCCCAGCUCUAUUAUUACAUUGAAGAAUGGAAUCCAAAACAUGCUGCAGUUUUACGUCCCUGAGGUUGAAUCCGUUGAGCAGGUGAAGGACGAAGAGGAGGAGCAGGCUGCUCAAGCUUGACUGACGUUCAACAAGGACAACUUGAGCACAUUCCUCCCUGCAUUGGCCUAUAACAAGCACCCAUGUUGCUCAUGGGGGUAUUCAUCAUCCAUUUUUAUUAUUGAUAUAUCAUCCGACAUGAUACAUGUCUCCAUUUCAUCACCUUCAUAUUAGUUAUUAUUAAUAUUUCAGGACAGGAAUUUAUC
Molecule: messenger RNA, 1004 nt
Organism: Dunckerocampus dactyliophorus (ringed pipefish)
Lineage: Eukaryota; Metazoa; Chordata; Actinopteri; Syngnathiformes; Syngnathidae
Gene: nfu1
Product: NFU1 iron-sulfur cluster scaffold homolog (S. cerevisiae)
Exons: 8
Coding region: 73-819 (248 amino acids)
Biological process (GO): iron-sulfur cluster assembly
Cellular component (GO): mitochondrion
Molecular function (GO): iron ion binding; iron-sulfur cluster binding
Source: RefSeq, a predicted model, not a curated record